Molecule: messenger RNA, 2817 nt
Organism: Alosa alosa (allis shad)
Lineage: Eukaryota; Metazoa; Chordata; Actinopteri; Clupeiformes; Clupeidae
Product: proline-rich protein 5-like
Exons: 3
Coding region: 122-832 (236 amino acids)
Biological process (GO): TORC2 signaling
Cellular component (GO): TORC2 complex
Source: RefSeq, a predicted model, not a curated record
GCAAGGAGCCUUCGGUGAGACAGCUGGCCUUACUCCACUUCAGGAAUAUCAUCACCCUCAACAUCAAACUGGAGGAUGCCCUCUGCAGACCGCGUGCACGAGUACCCCCCUCUAUCCACAGAUGAUGCUCAUCCUACAGGGCGUGCAUGAAUCUAAGGGAGUGACAGAUGACUACCUGAAGCUGGAGUGUCUGGUCCAGAGGGUGGUCUCUCCCUACCUGGGCAGUCAUGGCCUCUACUCACACGACGGAUCCGUCUCACACUGCUCCUGUGUGCUAGAGAAGCGCCUGCAGCGUCGUUGGCCCAAGUCGUUGUCCGACCCCCCCGCUAAGAACCCGGUGGUACGCUCCAAGAGCUACAACAUCCCCAUGCUGACGCCGGUGGCAGAGUACGACCCCGAGAUCGGGCUGGGUGCAGGGGGCAGCCUCGGGCUGCGCCGCCACUCCAUCGGCGAGAUGACCUGCUGCCUGGAGGAGCCCAGCGGUCAGGCCUCGGAGCCGGGUGCCCUGCUCCGCUCCGACCACUCGCCGAGCGUCCAGCGGCGGGGAGCCAACGACAGCGCCAAUUCCCCGUCCCCCUCCCUCCUGCCCGAUCACUCGCCCCCCCGCCUCUCAGGGUCCGGCUCGUUCCGUCUGACCAGUAUGGGGCAGCGCUCUCCAGUGCUGUCCAAGGAGACGCCGCCGUCUUGCGCCAGCAUCUCGUCCAGCCCCGAGACCAUCGUGGACCAGAUCCUGGAGUCCAUGGACUCGGACCCCGAGGGCAUCUUCAUCGACUUCCAGCGCUGCUCGAGUUCCUCCAGCUUCGGCCACGAGGGCCGCCAGAGCGUGGUGUAGCCACCGCUAGCUGCUACCUAUUAACGCCACACUCAGAGCGUGGUGUAGCCACCGCUAGCUGCUAGCUAUUAACGCCACACUCAGAGCGUGGUGUAGCCACCGUUAGCUGCUACCUAUUAUCGCCACACUCAGAGCGUGGUGUACCCACCGCUAGCUGCUACCUAUUAUCGCCACACUCAGAGCGUGGUGUAGCCACCGCUAGCUGCUACCUAUUAACGCCACACUCAGAGCGUGGUGUAGCCACCGCUAGCUGCUAGCUGUUAGCACCACACUCAGAGAUGGUGUAGCCACCGCUAGCUGCUAGCUGUUAGCACCACACUGAGAGAUGGUGUAGCCACCGCUAGUUGUAUGCGCCAUACUCAGAGAUGGUGUAGCCACCACUAGCCGCUAGCCUUUAGUACCCGACCAAAGAUAACGUAGCCACAGCUAUCCACUAGCUAUUAGAGACACACUCAGAGAUGAUGUAGCCUCUGCUUGCUGAUAGCUGUUAGCACCACACGCUGAGACGAUGUAGCCACAGCUGCUAACUGCUUACCUUUAACGCCACACACAGAGAUGGUGUAGCCACUGCUACCCAUUAGUGCUGCACUCAGAUAUGGUGUAGCCACAGCUGCUAACUGCUAGGCUUUAGCAUCACACUCAGAAAUAUUGUAGCUACCACAGUUAGCUGCUGGCAGUUACCCCCACACUCAGAAAUAUUGUAGCUACCACAGCUGCUGGCAGUUACCCCCACACUCAGAAAUGGUGUGGCCACAACUGCUAUCUACUAGGUUCUAGUAUGCUGUAGCCUCAACUGCUAAUUCUUAUUGUUUAGUGCUUCACUCAGACAUGACAUUCUCACAUAACGCAACUCAAACUGUUAGCAGCUAGCGUGCGGCACAGCAUCCUGCUGUGUGGUGCAGCAGACGUAGGGUGGCUUCCUUUCACUUGCUGCUGAACACUAGACGCUUGCUCUCUACUGGGAAGCACUCACCUCUAGUGCUUCUCUUUUCUAGAACUUUCUAUUUUCCUAAAAUGUUUUUUUCCUGCUCUUUGUGUAUGUGAUGUGAGUACUUCAGAGCACGAGAUUCUUCAUGAGCAGUCUCUCUUUUGGUGCAGCCUUAUAACGCACUCCAAACCAUAGACUGUAUAAAAUAGCUCCAAUCCCUCCAUGGUGAACUUGGCCACAACCAUAUGGCUGUAUGGUGAUGGGGUUCUACAGAAUGUGAUGGCUGUAUGGUGAUGGGGUUCUAUAGAACGUGAUGGCUGUAUGGUGAUGGGGUUCUAUAGAACGAUGGCUGUAUGGCGAUGGGGUUCUACUUCUAUAGAAUGGAUGGCUGUUGGCCUAUAGAAUGCAUAGCCAUAUAUGGGUAUGUUACCUGGGGUGCAUCAGAAACAUUAGAAGACCUUGUAAGACCACAAUGUCCAGUUCUAUAAAGACUUUGGACCAAAAACACUGCAAAAACACAUAGGACUAAGUAAUACCGUAGUCUCCAGUUGGCUAUUCUAGAAAACCCUAUAGGCCUAUUGGGCUGAACCACUUCACCAUCACAGGGGAAAACCCCUAUAGGCCUAUUGGGCUGAACCACUUCACCAUCACAGGGGAACACCUGUCACUCUUCUGUCAUGCUAUCACUGUCUCUAGUCUUUAAUACAACAUAAUUAAAAACAUUUCUCUCAAAUGUACUAUUUAAUUCUGUCUUAUUUGUUUGAAGGAUUUUUUUUUGUAGAUUAUACAGCCUAUGUCUAAUCACCAUGACGAAGUGACUGUUAUAUGACAAACAUGGCAGAUUAUAAUUAAUCUCAAAGCCUUGGUUAUGAUUUUAUAGAUUUUGUUAAUUUUUGUAAAAAGGGAAAUAUGGUUGUGUUUUAAUCCUGGUUGUGUUUAUAAUAAUCUUAGUUUUCAAAUCACAGGAAGAUAGCAGUAGAGUAUGCCAAUGCUAACAUGUUCUAUUUGUACUGUGUGUUUGUAUUGACACGGAUAAUAUUAAACAAAUGGCUCUUUA